This is a messenger RNA of Exserohilum turcica Et28A, 622 nucleotides long. RefSeq lists its product as uncharacterized. The record is from RefSeq and is a predicted model, not a curated record. Bases 14 to 403 code for a protein of 129 amino acids. Lineage: Eukaryota; Fungi; Ascomycota; Dothideomycetes; Pleosporales; Pleosporaceae. The transcript is spliced from 2 exons.
AUCAACCGCAAAAAUGCAGUUCACCACUAUCACCGCUCUCGUUGCUACCAUCCUGGCCGUCAGCGCCACCCCCAUCGAGCAAGAAGCCAAGCGCCAGGACGGCGGCGUCCCCCGCGUCUACGCCCGCUUCUACAACGACGGCGGCUGCGGACCUUCCCCCUGGGCCGAAGACACCGUCUUCAUCCAAUCUUCGACGGUCGGCCUCGCUGGAUGCCAGGACCUGACUGUCGGUCCCUUUGCCAGCACCUACUUUGACACCAACAACUUCAGCAGGACCGUUCGCUUUUUCAACCUCCCCUGCUCGCAACUUACUUCCACCACGAGUGGAAACUUCAUUGAUAUCGCGCCCGGUCAGGCUCCUGGAUGCAAGAGCUUGGCUAUCCGCUCUUGGAUCACUUUGUAAGCUGCUUAUAUCUGUUUGAGAAGCUUUGUGGCUUUUGAAUAGAAAAGGUGUGCGAGAUGAGAGUGGCUAUCAAGGCGGUUGCGGGAGGAAGUGGAUGAUGAUGAUGAUGACGACGGUGGUGGUAAGCCGGGUCCAACACUCCGGCUAACUGCCACGGGUGUUUCACUCUCCUAGUUUCUAAUCGCUCGUUAAAAUAAUGUUGAAGAAUCUGGGGACGCC